This is a messenger RNA of Oreochromis niloticus (Nile tilapia), 1955 nucleotides long. RefSeq names its product pro-cathepsin H. The transcript has 12 exons. Gene Ontology annotation, molecular function: cysteine-type peptidase activity. Gene Ontology annotation, biological process: proteolysis. The record is from RefSeq and is a predicted model, not a curated record. NCBI's taxonomy places the organism in Eukaryota, Metazoa, Chordata, Actinopteri, Cichliformes, Cichlidae. The coding region runs from base 81 to 1070 and encodes 329 amino acids.
GUAGGGGCUCUUAGGCAGUCAUAAAAAGAAGUCAAGUCAUGUGACGCCCUUAAAGCUUGCUGUAAUCUGCUGCGGAGAGUAUGGCUCUGACUGUUGUGUGGUUUAUUACGGCCAUUUUUAGCUUAGUCCAUUCAUCACCUUUAAUUUCAGUCAAAGAUGAAUAUGCUUUCAAGCAGUGGAUUUCAGAGCAUAACAAAGUUUAUGGCACUGAGGAAUAUCACCACAGACUCCAUGUAUUCAAGCAAAAUAAGAGGACAGUUGAGCAGCAUAAUGCUGGGAAUCACUCCUUCACAAUGGGCCUGAACCAAUUCUCAGACAUGACAUUUGAGGAAUUCAAGAAAUUCUACCUUUUCACGCAACCUUCGACCUGCUCAGUCAUUAAAGGCAGUCAUGUCAAAAGGACAGGUCCUUAUCCUGAGUUUGUAGACUGGAGGAUGAAGGGCGACUUUGUGACUCCUGUGAAGGACCAGGGUUUUUGUGGCAGCUGUUGGACCUUCUCCACCACUGGCUGUCUGGAGUCAGUGAAUGCUAUUGCUACUGGGAAACUAAUACAAUUGUCUGAGCAGCAGCUGCUGGACUGUUCCAGAAAUUUUAGCAACUAUGGAUGCUUUGGUGGGUUCCCCAGUCAGGCAUUCGAGUACAUCAAAUACAGCAAGGGUCUCAUGAGAGAGGAGGAUUAUCCCUACAAAGCCUUUGAGGAAAAAUGCCAUUUUGAGCCUUCACUUGCAGCUGCAUUUGUCCAAGAUGUUGUCAAUAUAACAAGUUAUGAUGAAAAGGCCAUGGUUGAUGCAGUGGCCCGGCUCAAUCCUAUCACCUCCUGCUUUGACGUCACAGCUGAAUUUAAGCACUACAAAGAAGGUGUUUACUCCAGCACCCAGUGUAAGAACACAACAGACAAAGUGAAUCAUGCAGUCCUGGCGGUGGGGUAUGGCACCGAGAAGAACGGCGUGCCGUAUUGGAUUGUGAAGAACUCUUGGGGCACAGCCUGGGGAAAGGAUGGAUAUUUUUUGAUCGAGCGUGGAAAAAACAUGUGUGGACUGGCUGCCUGCUCUUCUUACCCUCUACCUUAAGCAUCUAAAUAAAAGGGCAACAAAGUGGAAACUCUUGAGCAUGUGUGUAUCGAAAUGUAUUUUAUUCAGCCUAAAGGCCUGAUCUCAACUUACGGUUUCUAACAUGUUUUCUGGAAGUUUAAUUUCUAAACACCUUAUUAUGUUUUUCUUAAAACUGAGACAUGAAAAUUUUGAGUCAAAUGCAAGAAAAGAAAAAUUCAAUCAUUACUUUAAGACACAAACUCAUUUUAAUAAUUACAUUUUGGGGAAAGGAAGCAUAUGCUUUACAUUAAUACAGAUGUACAGUACUUCUUUCUAACUAUUCUUGUGCACUUAGCUAUACUGCAUCUCGACUAGUAUGUAUCAUCAUGUUUGCACAGGUUUAUUACAUUAAAACACCUUUUCCCCAUUCAGUCUGUCUCACAAUAAUAGAUGAAGACGUUUCAGUGUAGCUAUGUGCAUGUGUAUUAUAAAAUGCAUAGGUAAGUGUAGCACAGAACUAUUUUUCUGUUUUUCCACAAGCCUAAAAAAAUGUGAUAAAAAACAUAAUUGUGUGGAUGUGUAUGUUUUUCCAAGUGAUCUUGCGAUGUUUACAAAAUUCAUUUUAAAUAGUGUGUUUCAACAUGGUCUAAGCAGUGCUUGUGCGUAAAACCUCAUCACUAAUGUCUAUCAAGAGGCUACAGUGGGUGCAUACAUAGAUUAAUUACUGACUAAUAAUCAUAGUAUGGUAUAUCAUACUUUAAUAACUGCUUUAGUGAAAAACAGAUUUUUCUAACAUGACCUAUAGUGCUCCAUGGAAACAAUAUAGGCCACAUAUUUCAACUCAAGACCCUGGGGCCAAAGGCAGGCCUUUGCAAAUUACAUGCCAAACUAAACAAAUAAAGAUUACAUGUUGAUUUUACAGCA